This is a messenger RNA of Monoraphidium neglectum, 2055 nucleotides long. RefSeq lists its product as hypothetical. NCBI's taxonomy places the organism in Eukaryota, Viridiplantae, Chlorophyta, Chlorophyceae, Sphaeropleales, Selenastraceae. Gene Ontology annotation, biological process: regulation of gene expression. The coding region runs from base 1 to 2055 and encodes 684 amino acids. Gene Ontology annotation, cellular component: nucleus. The transcript is spliced from 4 exons. The record is from RefSeq and is a predicted model, not a curated record.
AUGAAGCGCACAGCCAGUGACGCACAGCUCAGCUGCAACACGCCCGGCUGGGCUGACGCAUCUGCAGACCGGCGCCAGCGCACUGGCAGCAUGGCCCCCAUCUUGGUCAAAGAGGAGCCCCUCAGCACAGGUGCCGGCCCCCACGCCACCGCCUACCACGCCGCCGUCACCCACCCCGCCUUCUCCAGCGAGCAGCUCCUGGGCCUGCCCGCCGUCACCAUGAACUCGCAGCCGGCCCAGUGGCACCACCACCAAUCGGCCACCCACAGGGCCUGGCACUGCACCCACCCGGCACACGGCCCCGAGGCGCCGGUGCCGGGCGCCCUGGCUCGUGCCGAGCCCGGGCCCAGCCCGGCUGUGGCGGACGCCAACAGGCGCGCAGCGGCCACGUUCCAGUACCUCCAGACCUACCUGCUGGCCGCCCCUGCAGGCAGCCGGCAGCGGAUGGUGGCGAUGGCGGGCGCACAGCGUCUUUGGCAAGAGCAGAGCGCCGCUCGGCAGGCGGCGCAGGAGCAGGAGGCGCGGCUCGCCCAGCAGCAGCAGCAGCAGCAGCAGCAGCAGCAGCAGCAGCAGCAGCGCGUGCAGGAGGCGCAGUGGAUGCAGCAGGCCCAGCACGCGGCCCAGCAGCAGGCUGUUGCGCAGCAGGCACAGCAGGCACAGCAGGCGCACGCGGUCCAGCAGGCGGCCGCUCACCAGGCUGCCGUUCAACGCGCGGCCAACCAGCACACCCAGUGGGGGCAAGAGGCCGCUCAACAGACCACUACUCAGUGUGCGGCAGCGCAGCCGUCCGCCGCCCAGCAGGGGGCUCAGCAGGCCCGGCACGACCAUCAUCACGGCGGCGACAGCAGCGCCCAAGUCCGCCCCGACUGGGUGGGGGCGCGCGUGGACUACCAGGCGGUCCUGUCCAGUGGCCCCCUGGUGCACCACCACCUGGCAACCCUGGAGGCGGCGUGGGGCGUUGUCGCGGCGCCGCAGGAGGGCGCGCGCUGGGCGUGGAUGGGGGCCGACCGCGUUGAGGGCGAGUCCGGGUGGGCGGCCUUCGACGCGGCCGACAUCUACCAGGGAACCGACCCCGUCGGGGCAGGUGGCUUAACGUAUGAGGCCGUCAACAACGCCGUGAUGCGCAGCAAGGCGCGCGCUGCGCGCUGCGCGGCAGUGCCUCACGAGCGCGUGUGUGUGGAGCGCGUGGCGGAGGCGCUGCAGGAGUUCAACCACCGCCAGGUCGUCACCAACCAGGCGUUCUUCUUCUACGGCGACGCGUCAGCCAUGAUGCACAUGAGCGAGGUGGAUGCGCUGUUCAGGGUGCGCGCACUCCACAGGGCAACAUGUGCCUUCUGCGGUGAGGUCCCUGGCGCACACUCAGGCCCCCGGCGUGCCUUUGGGCGCCCAGCAAUGUUUGGCGCCGCCGCCAACCGGGAGUUCUACUUCACGGCGGCCGCUGAGCGCGUGAGGGUCGCCGGCUCCCCGCUCGGUGCGCUGGAGGGGCUGUCCCACUGGGGCUGCGGCGAGCACCCCUGCGGCAAGCUGUGUCAGCGCUGCAUGGCGGUGCUGCUGGACGAGGCCGUUGGCGGUGUGCUGCUGCCGGGGCGCGACCCGCACGCUGGGGCUCAGCCGGUGCCGGCGCCGGCGCCGGCGCCAGCGGCUGCACCCGUGUCGCCGCCCUCACCAUCAUGGCCCAAGGCCGCGGGUCCCACGGCAGCAGCAUGCGCGGCGGCAGAGGCGGCGGUGGUCGCGGCGGCGGCGGUGGCGGCGGCGGCGGAGGCGCCCGCACCGGUGCAGGCGCUGGCAGGUGGAGCCUUUGACAAUGGUGACUGGCGCCCGGCGGCGGCAGAGGCGCUCCAGGCGAGCGGCGCGUAUGAGCAGGAGGGGUCCGAGGAGGCGGUGUUCGGGGACGAGGGUUGGCAGCAGGACUGGGCCGAUGACGGCGCUGUCGAGUACGAGGGCGGUUAUGACGACGGCGGUUGCGAUCUGGCAUAUGACUACUGUGGGGAUUUCGAUUACGACGGCGGCUGGGAAUUUGACUCAGUUGGGGGUGGCGACUGGUGCGAGUACUAG